Messenger RNA from Saccostrea echinata, 1748 nucleotides. Its product is annotated as peroxiredoxin-6-like. The record is from RefSeq and is a predicted model, not a curated record. Gene Ontology annotation, molecular function: peroxiredoxin activity. Gene Ontology annotation, cellular component: mitochondrion; cytosol. Gene Ontology annotation, biological process: cellular oxidant detoxification; cell redox homeostasis. Lineage: Eukaryota; Metazoa; Mollusca; Bivalvia; Ostreida; Ostreidae. The coding region runs from base 65 to 730 and encodes 221 amino acids. The transcript has 6 exons.
GUAUAAUUUAAAGCCAUCCAAAAUCUUCCGGAUUCUUCUAUUCAGGGGCAGACAACUCUUGACAAUGGUAAAUCUUGGAGACGUUUUCCCAGAUUUUGAAGCUGACAGCACGAUUGGAAAGAUAAAAUUUCAUGAUUUUAUUGGAGACAAAUGGUGUGUGCUGUUCUCUCAUCCUGCAGACUACACACCUGUGUGUACUACAGAGCUUGGAAAAUGUGUUCAGCUCACCCCGGAGUUUGAGAAGAGAGGAGUAAAGAUGAUUGCACUUUCUUGUGAUGAUAUACCAAGUCACCAAGGCUGGUCACAGGAUAUCAUGCAAUUUGUCAACCAACCGAAAGACAAGUUUCCUUUUCCCAUCAUCUCUGACAAGGGGAGGGACCUAGCGGUUAGUCUUGGAAUGGUGGACCCAGAGGAAAAGGAUAAAGCAGGCAUUCCCCUCACCUGCAGGGCUGUGUUUGUGAUUGGUCCAGACAAGAAGCUUAAACUGUCCAUGCAUUACCCGGCAACAACAGGGAGAAACUUUGCAGAACUAUUACGAUGCAUUGACUCUCUACAGCUAACAAUGAACAAAAAAGUGGCAACACCUGAAGGAUGGACACUGGGAGGAAAGUGUAUGGUCCUACCGUCUAUCCCACAAGAAGGAAUUGAAAAAGUGUUUCCGAAGGGAGUGGAUAUCAAGCAGGUGCCUUCUGGGAAAUCUUAUCUGCGAUAUACUCCACAACCAGAGUAAAAAGAUCCACCAUUAAUUUGUGCAGUGUACAUUUAAAGGCAUCUUACUCCAACAUUAUAAAGAAAUUUAGAUUAAGAAAAAAAACUCAUGAACUUUAUUUUUAUUUUAAACUCAGAUUCCAGAUUAUACACUGCCAAAACUUUCUCAGUAAAUAGUAAUCCAGACAAAUUAGCUUUAUUUUAUAGCCAAAGUUUUAGGUAGAAAUUUAUUUCACUAUUGUUAAAUAUUGUUAAAGGAUUAUCAAGAAGGUGCAACAAACAGCUAUGAACAUUUAUUUUGUUAGAGUACAUGUAACAAAGAUGAAAGUGAAUUCAAACUGCAUUAACUAGUGCCUGUAUGUUCAUGAAUUGGUGAAGUAGCCUUUCAUUUGUAUUUUUUAUUGAAACUGUAAUUCUUUUAUUAUUUCUUAUGGGCCUUCUUUCCUCAAUUUAUUAUUUUUGAUUACUAUUUAUUUGGUUCUUAACUUGUUUUGGGCAUUAUUUUGAUUGUUAGUAUGUGUACCUAGUUUUUGACCGAGGUGUUUAGAACAAAAAUCUUACGAAAGUUCUUUUCCCAGAUGCAAUAUCAUUGAUAUCAAAUUGCUGGCAUGUUAUAUUUUCUUUUUGAUGUUUUUUUGCAAACAAUUUUUCCUCAGUUUACAAUCUUUGUUUUUUACUAGACAUAUACUCUGAUUAUACACAUGGGUAUUUAUUAUAUACAUUUAUACUGGUUUUUAUUUUUACGCAAUGUCUUUGAAUCUUUUAUAUUCAUUAUUCCUACAUAUACAUGUAUAUCUCUUUUGGUACAGGGUGUUAAAUAUAGCUUCAAGAUUGCGUUCCAGAUUAUUUUUACAUUCUUUAUAGCAUAGAUGUACCAAUAUUACAAUGUGUCUAUUUUAUUCAUUUGUUUGAAAUUUUCUUUUCCUUGUUGUUAUUGACUAUAACAUUCCAAGGUUGUGGCUCAAAAUCCUCUAUUUAAGACUUGUUUAUUGGUAGUUAUUUGAAAAUAACAAUGUGGUUAUUAAACAUUAAUCAUUUGU